ACAUGUCGGUUCUUUUAAUCGCGUAUAAUUGAUCGCACACGGAACCGACGGCGUUCCCCGUGGCUGUGUAAACACGUUUUCGCGAUAACGCGCGCUUCUCGGAAGCUCCAGGAGGAGGGUCCGGAAUCGGAUCCGCAUGUUAGAUCAUGUUAGAUCCACGAGUGUCCGUGAGACGUGCUGACGAGCCGAACACCUUUUUUCCUCGAUGAAUCGCGCGACUCGCACGGCGACGAGGCGCGACAAACAUUCCUCGGCGACACACCAUCGGCGGCUGGGCAGUGAGCGUUACAAUCCGCACUCCGAUCCUGUCCUCUCAAUCGAGGAUAUUGUAUUAUAAAUAUGCUUGUGUAUACAACUCAUUAGCACUCAAUCUUAGUUGACUAAAAAUAGAAGAAGAAGCAUGAAAAGAUGUGCUUGGCAAAGAUUAUCUACAUUAUCGUAUAAGUGACGAGUUCAAUAUAUGAGCUUAGAAAUGGCCUUGAAGAGUUUAUCAUAUUAUCGAAAGAUCCUGUUGAUCAGAAGGCAGUAAUAAAAGUCAUAUCAUGCAUUUAUACAAGCAAAAAUGAAUGCGAAGGAGACUGCAAUCUAUAUUUAUGCAUUUAUAGUGUUAUUGAGUUGAGUCAUAAUUUAUAUUAUAUAUCAUGGUGCAGCAGCGACUACCUAGUUUCGAUGUUUUUUACACAGGUGGUCGAAGUGGACGGCGAUUUAUAUUGACACUCGUUGCUGGAACGGUUUUCGGUUUUUUAUCAGCAUGUUUGCUCAUUGCAUCCACAAGAGAUGUACCACAUAUGUUCAGUUGGGUACCAGGUGGUUCUGAUCUUUCUAGAGAUCCUCAUCAUUAUUCAGAAAUGGACUCAGAGAUUGGGCCCGAAACAGAAGUGAAAUUUCAUGGUGAUGAUGAAGAUUUCCACAAAGGAGAAGAUAGAAUAGCUCAGGAUAUGGCGAGAAAAGUACGUGUUCUUUGCUGGAUUAUGACAGGUCCAAAAAACCAUCAGAGCAAAGCUCGUCAUGUGAAAGCGACAUGGGGAAAACGCUGCAAUGUACUUCUUUUUAUGAGUUCUGCGGAAGAUGCCAGCUUACCCACUGUAGUGUUACCAGUAAAGGAGGGUAGAGAUAAUCUAUGGGCUAAAACCAAAGAAGCGUUUAAAUACGCUUACGAGAAGUACAAAGAUAAAGUAGAUUGGUUCAUGAAAGCUGACGACGAUACAUAUGUGGUGGUAGAAAAUUUACGAUAUAUGCUGUCGUCAUACAAUCCAAAUUCAUCAUUGUACUUUGGAUGCAGAUUUAAACCUUUUGUAAAGCAAGGUUACAUGAGCGGUGGCGCGGGAUAUGUACUUAGUAAGGAAGGCUUACGCAAGUUCGUGGAAGAAGGGUUACCCGAUAAAACCAAGUGCCGGCCGGAUAACGGCGGCGCUGAAGACGUGGAGAUGGGAAAAUGUCUCGAAAAAGUUGGCGUACGCGCGAUGGAUACCAGAGAUCCUCACGGGCGCGGUAGAUUCUUUCCAUUUGUGCCGGAACAUCACUUGAUACCAAAUCAUGUAGAUAAAAAUUUCUGGUAUUGGAAGUAUAUCUAUUACGAUACCAAGGAUGGAUUGAAUUGCUGUUCAGACAGCGCUGUUUCGUUCCAUUACGUAUUACCGAACAUGAUGUAUGUUCUGGAGUAUCUGAUUUAUCAUUUGAGGCCAUAUGGUAUCAGUCAUAGCCUGGAGAGACCCUCUCCGGAUCGACCGUCGACGUUGAUCGAAUACUAGUCCGUACACUGUCGUAAAUAGACCAUAAGGUUCUGUAAUUUUUAUUUUAUACAUGAUACUAGUCCAUUCGAGCCAACGAUAUAUAAGUGUAAUAUAUUCUCAGCGGAUAAAAAGUGUGAUAUAUCGUACUUCUUAAACACAUGAAGUCUUUAUACGUAUCUAUAAUUAAAAAAACACUGGCCAUAAUGGAUAUAGUUAUAGUUUAGACUAGAAAAGUUAGGAAGAUAGUGCAAGCACAAUAGAUAUGCGUUAGAGACUUAGAAUCUUUUUUUUAGAGCGUUAAACUACGAAUUAAAUUUUAUAAGAUGAUAUGUGAUAUAACUACUUAAGAAUUUAACAGAAUAAAACGUAUGAU
Messenger RNA from Cyphomyrmex costatus, 2106 nucleotides. It is a transcript of the gene C1GalTA, whose product is annotated as Glycoprotein-N-acetylgalactosamine 3-beta-galactosyltransferase 1. Lineage: Eukaryota; Metazoa; Arthropoda; Insecta; Hymenoptera; Formicidae. Gene Ontology annotation, cellular component: membrane. Gene Ontology annotation, molecular function: N-acetylgalactosaminide beta-1,3-galactosyltransferase activity. The record is from RefSeq and is a predicted model, not a curated record. The transcript has 7 exons. The coding region runs from base 642 to 1751 and encodes 369 amino acids.